GGUGCUGGGUGGAUUGCACAGGCGGAUGGGUCGGUACGAUGGGAUACCUUGACGUCUGGCUUUUGCGUCCUGGAUGGUUUUCUUCUUCACUUGCAUCAUGCUUGGGUCUUGCUCUCUGUUGAUACGAUACAUCUUUUGUCGGGGUCAUGCAUCGUGAUACCAGCCAGUCGUUCAUAGGGCCUUUUUCUUUAUCUCAUGCCUGUGUCUAUAGCAUCAUCAUCAUUUUCUUCUUCAUGUUUAUGCAAUGGCAUGGCUGGGUGGUUGGUUGGUUGGGCCAGUCGGUUGAACAGGGAUGGGGACGGUGGGCGGCAGCCAGUUUUUAUUUUCAAUGCAUCUCGCAUCGCAUCGCCAUCAUUAGCAUUUCGUGUCCUUGUUUAUCGUUGCCCGCGACUAUGGAGCUGGGAUGGGGCGGAUAUGUAAGGGAGUCAGGAGCCUCGGCGGAUGGAUGGCGUUCUUUGCUGCAAGGGAGCUUCUGGGCAUGGCGGUAUGGCUACCGGUACGGUUUGGCUUGAUGUUGGUUGUGGUUGGAUGGUGCGUACAUGUACCGUUCCGUCAUAAAAGGGACAUACAUACACAAUAUGUCACGUUUCG
Canariomyces notabilis is the source of this 591-nucleotide messenger RNA. RefSeq lists its product as uncharacterized. NCBI's taxonomy places the organism in Eukaryota, Fungi, Ascomycota, Sordariomycetes, Sordariales, Chaetomiaceae. The coding region runs from base 147 to 512 and encodes 121 amino acids. The transcript has a single exon. The record is from RefSeq and is a predicted model, not a curated record.